This is a messenger RNA of Mesorhabditis belari, 3879 nucleotides long. NCBI's taxonomy places the organism in Eukaryota, Metazoa, Nematoda, Chromadorea, Rhabditida, Rhabditidae. The record is from the annotation of a GenBank genome assembly.
AUGAAUCCAUCAUUUAUUCAUUUACAACAAGAGAUUAAUCAAGAGAUUGGAAUGAUCGAGAAGAUCUAUGACGUCUUUGUGAAUUGUCGCUAUGAACUCGAGUCUGCCGAGAAUUUGUAUUUAGAAGGAAUGGAUGAAAGAAAUGAGAUGAUUGUGCACAAAAAUAUUGCUCCAAUCGAUGUGUCUAUCGAUUUCACAAACGGGAAAAAAGAAGAAGAUGAUGAUGAUGCAAUUGAUGAAGGACUCUUUCUAGAGAAGAAGACUUGGUCAAGCGAACACGCACAAGAUGUCUCUUAUAUCAUUCAUACAUCAGGCACAACAGGGAUUCCAAAAGGAUCAGUAAACAUAAACGAAUCAAUCAUCAACAUGUCCCUUCAAUCAACUCGUCAUUUCUUUAUCACUUCAAACGAUUGCACCUUUCAAUUCACCAAUUUCGUUUAUGAUAAUAGUGUUUUGGAGUACUCGAUGGCUUUUGUGAAUGGUGGAUUGUUGAUAUUCGAACAACAACCGUUUACACCAAAGAAUUUCGUGAAAAAUCUAAAAAAACAUAGAAUAACCUAUGCUUUAUUGUUCCCAGGACUUGUACAAAUGUUCUCAGAAAGUGAACUUUUUGAACUAAAACGUUUAAGAUAUUGGAUAGUUGGUGCUGAGAAAUUGGCAAAAAGUCUUUUCGAGAAAGGACUGCAAAUCGGCGUGAAUAUCAUUCAGAAUUAUGGGCCUACUGAAACGACGUGUUUUGCUUUUUAUAAACACAUGAAAUGGGGAGAUCAUGCCAAUAAUUUAGGGGAAAUCAUUCAAAAUGCGGGAUUCAUUUUGAGAAAUCGUCAAGAGAACGGCAAAAGUAAAGAGCUUUUGAUUUGUGGAAAUGGAUUGAUGAGAGGGUAUUUGAAUAGAACAAUUCAAGAAUCUUUUGUUUUCCAUCAGCGGGAGAGAUUCUACGAUUCGGGAGAUCUUCAUUCUACGAUUCGGGAGAGGUUCUACGAUUCGGGAGAUCUUGUCGAGUUGUUGCCGGAUGGACGGAUCGUUUUCCUGGGGAGGAAAGAUGCACAAAUAAAACUGAACGGUCAUCGCGUGGAAUUGGGAGAAAUCGAGGCAUCGCUGGUGGGAAUAAAUGGAGUGAAACAUGCAAGAUGUCUACUUUUCAACGAUCAGACAUUAAUCGCUUUCUAUUCAGGGAAAGAAAUUGAAGAUUUAAUGUCAAAGCUCUCCUCCUCAAUCCCGCGUCAUAUGAUUCCAAAUGAGAUUUUCUAUCUACAAGAAAUGCCAUUGACAUCGAAUUGCAAAUAUGCUGUCAAACAUUUGUCUUAUCCCAAUGCACUUCUAAUCAAUGUGGAUGGAUCGAUUGAUGGAACUUUGCAGACUUUUGAGCAACACGCACAACAAAUGAAAGAGAUCUUGGAGAAGUGGACGAGUUCUCCGUUUCAGGAUCAGAUUCUUCUCGAGAGAAUGAUCCGCUCUUCUUGGGAAUUCCUUGUGAUGGCGAGUGAAUGGACGGCUCCAAUCGCAACAAAUUCCCUGAAGAUGAGCAAUUCCCUCAACCCCGUCCUUUCAUCAGCUUGUCCAACGUUGGGUACUUCAACAUAUAUUUUGGUGACAAUCACUCCAGCAAUUGAUGAAUCGAGUUUUAUCGCAAUUCUCAAAUUCUACACAGAGUUAACUCUAAACGAGACGACGAAAUAUCACUUCAUUUUUGGGAGCACUCCAGCGGCACCGGUGGAAACGGAUAAUUUACUAAAGAUAAUCGAUCAAUGGAUCGACAAACCCGAUUUACUCACUUCAUAUUACAGUCAAUCGUUGACGAAAUCGAAAGACGAUAUCCAAUAUGGAACGGAGAUCGCCGACUCGGUCAAGUACAAUAUUCAGGGACCGGUGAUCGCUGAGAACACCGUCUCCUCAAGUGUGGCCAAGAAGAAACAAAUUGUGAUCAUUUGUGAUUACGUGAAUGUGAAUGCGACUUUUCUUCUCAACGAUUUCAUUCAAACUCCAAACACAUUAAUUUUGGGUUUAUCCCAUGAUAUGAAUUUGGAUGAUAUCCGACAUUUCGCUCAAUUUGACGUUUAUUCGACGAUUGAUGAUCUAAAGAAUAUUUACAAUGCUUUCGUUAAAGAUGUCUCUUUUGACUUUCCAACCGAUCAACAAUCACUCAUUCCCGCCAUGAAUAUGAUCUAUGUCGUUGAUCAUCUUUAUAUGCAAAGUGCUGAGAAAGUCUUUCUCAAUAUGGUAAGCGGUGCUUUGUGUCAUCCUUUGCAGGGUCGAAUGAAUGACAAAUUCGCUUCGAUCACUUACGUUACCGCUAAUGCGACACGGGAGAUCGAUCUCCCAUGGUUAGAGGCGGAAACGGCAGACUUUGGCUCGAAAUGUAUCAGCUUUUUCAGAAAAACAAGUGAUAUCAGCAAUUCGACAAAUGCUCAACGCGAAGUGAUAGAAGAUUUCAUUUCUUCACUUUACCCAUCCGGAGCCACUCCAGCAAACUAUACAUUUUCUGUUUUAUUGCUUGGAAAGAGGCUGGAGCUAAGUGAUCAAUUGGAGGAUCAAAGACUUAAUGUUUCGGCACCAUUUCAUAUUUGGGCUGACGAUGAUCCGUUAACUGUUUACAACGAGGUGACAAGCAAAAUACUUGAUAAACUCAGCUCGGAUCUGGAUCAUUUGGUCCUUCCCUACACUUGGCUAUCCACUCAGAUCUACAAUGAAAGUACCGUUUGUCGAGACGUCGUUUCACAGACUAAACUCUUGGCCUCAAAGCCUUACCAUAAAACCAAGCAUUUCUAUUUGGCUGUCGAUGAUAUGAUCUGGAUGACGAUUUGUGCUGGUUCUUCAGCGAUUAUUGUCGGCUAUAUGAUAUAUCAAAAAUCGCGAAGACUUUACCAAGAACAAUUGGAAAUGAUGAAUGAAAUCGCAGCACAACCAUUGCAAUACAAGGUGGCCAAGGAGAACGUGAAAAUGGCUAGGCUUCCCUGGGAAAUCAAGGCCGAUCGAGUGCAUAUUGAUCGAGAAUGUGUAUUGGGUGAAGGGACACAUUCGGAUGUGUAUUUGGGAAGGUUGAAAGGGAAAGCGCCGAUUAUGCAGUGGAUUGAUCGAGUCGAGAUGAGACAAUUUCAAGAUUGCGCAGUGGCUGUUCGGGUUCCCCGACGAUUCGACGAGGCUGAAGAGGAGCAAUUGUUCCGUGAAGUUGCUUCAAUGAGGCGAUUGAGAUGUCACGCACAUGUAGCUCUAUUUCUUGGCUGGUCAUCAAUCGAUAAUCUUGUUUGUUCUCUGCUAGAAUUAACACAUACAAAUUUCGGGAAAUACCUCAGACAGAUCAAUGAAAGAAUGCAUGAAUACGCUCACGAACACGAUCGAAUUCCACACAAGCAACUUUAUCAAAUAAUAUGGCAGAUUUGUGAUGGAAUGGCUUACAUCCACCAGCGUCAUCUCAUUCAUCGAGAUCUCGCAGCUCGCAACAUUUUACUCACCACAGAGUUGAGAGCAAAAAUCUCUGGUUUCAAUUUUUGUUCUGAUCCGGGUGAUCCAAAGUUUGGUCGGGGCAGUGGAUUGAUUCGUCGAUUGCCCGCUCGUUGGAUGGCUCCCGAGGCAUAUUUGGGGCAUUUCACGGCAAAAAGUGAUGUUUGGUCAUUCGGCGUGCUGCUUUGGGAGGUUUUCUCUCUAGGAAAUGCUCCAUUCGUCGAUUUACCAAACGAUGAAGCUGUGCAUAUGGCUGUUGCGGCGGGGAAGAUGCCUGCACAGCCGGCACUUGCCUCAAAUCAUGUCUACAACCGUAUGCGAUCUUGUUGGCGUAAAGAGCCAGGCGAUCGACCGAAUUUCGAGGAAUUAAAAGAAUCCUCGUUUGAUAGAUACGAGAAAUCCCACGACAAUCCGACAUUCACUUUUGAGGAACAUCAU